Molecule: messenger RNA, 1787 nt
Organism: Hippocampus zosterae (dwarf seahorse)
Lineage: Eukaryota; Metazoa; Chordata; Actinopteri; Syngnathiformes; Syngnathidae
Product: hypermethylated in cancer 2 protein-like
Exons: 3
Coding region: 201-1787 (528 amino acids)
Biological process (GO): regulation of transcription by RNA polymerase II
Cellular component (GO): nucleus
Molecular function (GO): DNA-binding transcription factor activity, RNA polymerase II-specific; RNA polymerase II cis-regulatory region sequence-specific DNA binding; protein binding
Source: RefSeq, a predicted model, not a curated record
UGUCCCAAAUAUGUGAAGCUUUAUUCGCUACAACUCUGUGCUCAGUGGUUGCUACCCAGUGGGCCGAGCUUGUUGAACCCUCCAUACGGAGCCAUGAAAAUGGGCACGUCAGAAGCCCACUCUCCAUAUAUGCACCUGUUCCUCUACGUCACACCAAGGUUGCAGACCCAAAAGCUUGUGAUCGCUUUCCGAAGGGGAGCAUGUGCGUAGAUAGUACACCGGCUAUAAAUCGUACUCCAUGGAUUCUAGCUCCAUUCAGCUCACUGUGCGCACACAGGAUAAACUUCUUUCUUCACCACGACAUGGAGGACGUGGGUCGCCAUGCAGCUUCGUUGCUGGCUAGUCUGAACCAUCAACGAGAACAAGCGAACUUGUGUGACUGCGUGCUCAGACAGCGAGAGGACCCUGCUCAUCUCUACCCAGCACACAAAUGUAUUCUGGCUGCCUCCAGUCCAGUUCUGGCCAGUAUCCUCUCCACGACAGGUUCCUUGGUGGAUCUCCAGGCUCCGUGUUUGGCCCACUCGGUCCUGGAGCUCGUGUUGGACUUUAUUUACACGGGAGUACCGCCUCCCGCUCGGAGUUGGCAACAGUACUGCGAUCUACUUGCUGCUGCCCACCUCUUGGAGAUGGAGCAACUGCAGGAAGCUCUAAUGAACACUCCACCGAUGGAAGGGAAUGACGCAAACGGCGCCUAUAAUGAACCUUUGAGGACUCUUUUUCCUCAGGAGUUGGAUCGCAUUGUAACACACACCACUGAUUUGUUGAGUACAAACACAGAGAAGUGGCUACGAGCACAAGAAGACCAAAAACAUGUGCUCCAAUUUACAGCCCAUGUGGACCUCGGUUCUUUAUCUUCCUCUUCUCUGUGCAGUGGGGCAGUACCGGUCAUACGUCACAGCGGCAGAGCUGCAACUUUGCCAUCGGGCCUCCAAGUGGCUUCUUGGGAGGAGACUCACCAGUGCAGGCGCAAGCAUUGUAUCGAUAACUCACAGGAAAUACCUCUUGCGAAAGACUUCUAUGCACACAGAUACUAUGAUUAUCAGAGCAGAAGAAAUGAUGAACAUGUCAGGGAGAACCUGGAAGACAAUCGUGGAGUUGCCGAGACAAGAGCACAGCAGCAGGAGGACUCAAAGCAGUCGCGACGUGAGCCGCUCGCCAACAACGGGAACACUGAAGUCACACAUCCACACCUAAGUGACAACAAUGUGCUUGAUCCUGAGGAGAUGUUUUACCAAGGAGGCCAUUAUCAUCCCACAGCCACUUCACCAGAGCAGUGUGGUGAUGAAGAAGAGGUCGGGGUCUCCAGCGGUUUCGAACCUGUAAACCGAACAUCCGGUCUUCCUCUUCCGGGCGAGACAUUGGCACAAGAAACUGUGUCUGUAAUUGAUCACGGUCACACAAACAAAGAUCACGCUGGGGCUUCAUCCCGUGAUUCUAAUGGACAUUUAGUGGUGAGGGAACACCAUGUGAGGUGUAAAGAGGCCUACACAGCUCCCACCAUGGACAAUCACAUUCAAGCGUCAACGUCCACGCCCAGCACGCUGCGGGGCAGCCGCCACCCGUUUCAGUGUUCGCUGUGCACGCGCUCCUUCAGCCAGCGGGGCACCUUGAACAGACACAUGCGCACUCACCUGGGGGUGAGGCCUUUCCCCUGUCCGAGGUGCCCGAUGACCUUUUCCCGCCAGUACCGCGUGACGGAGCACAUGCGCGUACACCAGCGCUGCAGCGACCUCCCGAGUGACUUUAGCAAGUCUACUCGAUUUGAUGGGCAACACAAAGAGGAUUGA